This is a messenger RNA of Acanthisitta chloris (rifleman), 463 nucleotides long. RefSeq names its product chymotrypsinogen 2-like. Gene Ontology annotation, molecular function: serine-type endopeptidase activity. The record is from RefSeq and is a predicted model, not a curated record. Lineage: Eukaryota; Metazoa; Chordata; Aves; Passeriformes; Acanthisittidae. Gene Ontology annotation, biological process: proteolysis. The annotation marks the transcript as partial. The transcript has 4 exons.
CGCUACAACGGCUUCCACUUCUGUGGUGGGUCCCUGAUCAGCGAGGACUGGGUGGUCACCGCUGCCCACUGUGGUGUCAGGAAAACCGACACCGUGGUGGUGGGUGCCUACGACCAGAACGCGCCUGGCCCUGAGCAGCAGAAGCUGAAAAUUGAGAAGGUCUUCAAGAACCCCAAGUUCAACAUGCUGACCAUCCACGACGACAUCACCCUGAUCAAACUGGCCACUCCAGCCCUGCUGUCGGACCGUGUGUCCCCUGUCUGCCUGCCCAAGGCCACCGACGAAUUCGACGGAGGCAUGACCUGUGUCACCACUGGCUGGGGGCUCACUGACUCUAGCGCCUCUCACACACCAGCAAUCCUGCAGCAGGUGGCUCUGCCCCUGCUCACCAACGCCCAGUGCAAGGAGUUCUGGGGCUUCCGCAUCCGCGACGUGAUGGUCUGCGCUGGCGCCGAUGGAGCUU